Molecule: messenger RNA, 729 nt
Organism: Leopardus geoffroyi (Geoffroy's cat)
Lineage: Eukaryota; Metazoa; Chordata; Mammalia; Carnivora; Felidae
Product: olfactory receptor 481-like
Biological process (GO): sensory perception of smell; G protein-coupled receptor signaling pathway
Cellular component (GO): membrane
Molecular function (GO): olfactory receptor activity; odorant binding
Source: RefSeq, a predicted model, not a curated record
AUGUGCCUGGGCGGACAGGCCUCAACAAUAGUACAUCACGCUUUUCCAUAUCAUACUGGCACCCACGUAGCUCAGCUUGGCUCUGAUGUUGUCUUUGGACACACUUUGGACAACACUUUGGCUGAAUGUUUCCUGCUGGCUGCCAUGGCCUAUGAUCACUAUGUGGCCACGCUCCCACUUCUCUACUCUACACACAUGUCUUCCAGAGUCUGUAUCGUCUUAUUGGCUGCUUCCUAUCUGGGGGUGUGUGUGAAUGCUUCAUCAUUUACUGGCUGUUUAUUGAGCUUGACUUUCUGUGGACCAAAUAAAAUCAACCAUGUCUUCUGUGACCUCCCACCACUAGGGAGGCUUUCUUGUACCCAUAUUUAUGUUGCUGAAGUAUCUCCUGCCAUCUUAGGUGGGUCAAUCAUUGUAAUCACAUUGUUUAUCAUAGCUGUUUCAUAUCUAUACAUCCUGCACUUGGUCCUGAAUAUGCACCCCACUGAGGGAAGACACAAGGCCUUCUCUUUUUGUACUUCUCACCUCAGUGCAGUCGCUUUGUUUUAUGGCACAGUCACAUUUGUUUAUGUCAUACCGAAGUCAAGCCACUCAUCUGACGAUAUUAAAGUGGUGUCUGUGUUCUAUACAGUGGUGGUCCCCAUGCUGAACCCCUUGAUCUACAGUCUGAGAAACAAAGAGGUGAAAGAGGCAAUGAGAAAAUUGAUGGCUAGAAAAAAUAGGUCAUUUUGA